AUGCCUAAGAAACGUCCCCCAGGUCCGGCGUUUCGUCUUCUUAUAGAUCCCAUGGACAUUACUCAGAGAAAAUUGGUGUCUCCUCGAGCAAUUAUUCGAUUCUGUAUUGACGAGAGACAUUAUGCCGGCUCACAUAUAGACUUCAAGCUUUAUCGGAAACCUUUGACAGACUUUUCUGGAUGGGCGAGGCAUAUGCUGGGACAUAGUCAUGUGAGAGCCAUGUUGGAUCGUGCGCAGUGUGUUCCUACUCAUACUUUCAUAUGUAAAUGGGGAGAAUUCACCAUUACUCUAGAGGAUGUGGUUGCUUUAAUGAACCUUCCAGUCACGGGUAAUUUCCCAGAAGCACUUUCGACAAACGAGAAGGCGAUAUAUGAGAUCUUGACAUCUAAGAUGCAUGACAUUAACAAAUCAUCCAGCAAAACUUGUUAUGCCCAAGAUGUGUUUGAAGAUAGUGGAAAUUUGCUGAAACCAUUCAUGAUCCCUUUUGCCAUCAAGAUGGCUCAGGGUGAGAAAAUUCUCGUUGGUAGUCUGUUUCUGGGUUCCCUAUUCUCCAACUUAGAUUCCUUGGUUGUGGAUUCCAGCAUUUCCAAUGGUUUUAUGAAAAUUGAGACAUAUGCCAACACAAUGUUUCUCCAAGCUCUGUUGUGGGAGCGUUUUGAAAAAUACGCCCCGAUUCCACGUAGCAUCUUGCAAGGACCGAAUGCUGACAUCCGUUAUAUUAUUUCUGAGAGGGAUAAUGCUAGGAUUAUGCGCUGGUCUACCAAAAAGCCUCGGAAAAAUAUACGCCUCACCAGUGUCUUAGACGAAGAGUCUGAGUUUAACUUUAGUCCCUGGGUGUCGGUUCCUCUGUUCAUCUCACAUAUGAUCACCUAUAACAAUAAUGAAGCGAGUGUCAUUCUGGAGUCUGGUGCAAACCUAAGUGAUGGUGAGAGAUCCUUCAUACUGAGUUGUACCCCUGGUUACUUAGUAUCAGUAAUGCACGGGGAAUAUCUGGUGGAAGAAUAUAAUAUUGACAGAGUAGCUCGACAGAUGGGUCUUGAUCAGUGUGUUCCGGAUGUUCGAAAAGAAAAACCAUCAGUCGAUCAACUUAAAGCUUCUUUGGACUGUACACAUCUGAAUGGGCGUGAAUAUAUGUACCCUUGUCCUACCCGGGUCGUCUAUCUGACUCCGGGCUAUGUGACUUCUGGAGGCUGCAACUUGAUCGUUUGUUUGAUUUCAUAA
Papaver somniferum (opium poppy) is the source of this 1221-nucleotide messenger RNA. RefSeq lists its product as uncharacterized. The transcript is spliced from 3 exons. Lineage: Eukaryota; Viridiplantae; Streptophyta; Magnoliopsida; Ranunculales; Papaveraceae. The record is from RefSeq and is a predicted model, not a curated record. The coding region runs from base 1 to 1221 and encodes 406 amino acids.